This is a messenger RNA of Drosophila subpulchrella, 2453 nucleotides long. RefSeq names its product activin receptor type-1 (gene sax). Gene Ontology annotation, cellular component: plasma membrane; BMP receptor complex. Lineage: Eukaryota; Metazoa; Arthropoda; Insecta; Diptera; Drosophilidae. The coding region runs from base 40 to 1779 and encodes 579 amino acids. The record is from RefSeq and is a predicted model, not a curated record. The transcript has 8 exons. Gene Ontology annotation, biological process: BMP signaling pathway; protein phosphorylation; dorsal/ventral pattern formation. Gene Ontology annotation, molecular function: ATP binding; SMAD binding; transforming growth factor beta receptor activity, type I.
UCUGGGCACACUUUACGCACUCUAAAACGGAAUGGAGCAAUGGAGUCCAAUUUAUUUUUAAUUUUUCUAUUGUCGUUUUCAAUAUACAAUAAUGCCAGAGCUGAAAUCAGCGAUCAUCUGCGGGAGGACAUUCCGGAUAUAGACAUGGAGCCCCUAUCCUCACCCCAUCUCAAUGGCAAAGAGUUCCCAGCCGUUCCCCAAAACUCUGUGCAGACGCAUCCCAGGAGACACAUUAAGAGUAAGCGCCGCAUGAAAAGAAGAUACAAAUGCUAUUCCUGCGAGCCACCCUGCUUGGAUCCCUAUGAACUUUCCCAUACCUGCCAGAAUGCCAUUCAGUGCUGGAAGUCCCGCACACGCGAUGCUGAUGGUCAGGAGCACGUGUCUCGCGGCUGUAUCACCUCGCCGGACCAUCUGCCUAUGUACUGCAGCCAGAACUCGCUAAAGAUCAAUGGCCCCAGCAAACGCAAUACGGCCAAGUUCGUCAAUAUGGUCUGCUGUGCCGGCGACCACUGCAAUGAUGGAGAAUUUCCCGAACUGCUGCCCUUUGCCAAUGAUGUUACGGUGAUAACGGCCAAUACCAGUAAUAUAAGCAAGAUGUCGGCCGCCAUUUUGGGUCCAUUUCUGAUCAUCGCGAUGCUGGGCGCUGUGACCAUCUUCAUCAUCCGUCGCAACCAUCGCAAACGAUUGGCUGCCUCGCGCACCAAGCAGGAUCCGGAGGCUUAUUUGGUCAAUGAUGAGCUGCUGCGGGCCACUAGCGCCGGCGACAGUACACUGAGGGAGUACCUCCAGCACUCGGUGACCUCGGGAUCGGGCAGUGGACUGCCCCUGCUGGUGCAGCGCACUCUGGCCAAACAGGUCACCCUGAUCGAGUGCAUCGGACGAGGCAAAUACGGCGAGGUGUGGCGCGGUCACUGGCACGGCGAGAGUAUUGCCGUCAAAAUAUUCUUCAGUCGCGACGAAGAGUCCUGGAAACGGGAGACAGAGAUCUACAGCACCAUUUUGCUCCGCCAUGAAAACAUUCUCGGCUUCAUCGGCUCCGACAUGACGUCGCGCAACUCGUGCACCCAACUUUGGCUGAUGACGCACUACUUCCCGCUGGGCUCGCUCUUCGAUCACCUGAACCGCAACGCUCUAAGCCACAACGACAUGGUGUGGAUUUGUCUAUCGAUAGCCAAUGGACUGGUGCACCUGCACACAGAGAUAUUCGGCAAGCAAGGCAAGCCAGCGAUGGCUCAUCGAGAUUUGAAGUCUAAGAACAUAUUGGUCAACUCGGACGGGUCCUGCGUGAUAGCCGAUUUUGGACUGGCCGUCACCCAUUCGCAUGUCACAGGACAACUGGACCUGGGCAACAAUCCCAAAGUGGGCACCAAACGCUACAUGGCCCCAGAGGUUCUAGAUGAGAGCAUCGACUUGGAAUGCUUUGAGGCACUGCGCCGCACAGAUAUUUAUGCUUUUGGACUGGUCCUGUGGGAGGUUUGUCGCCGCACCAUCUCGUGCGGCAUUGCCGAGGAGUACAAGGUGCCCUUUUACGAUGUGGUGCCCAUGGAUCCCAGCUUUGAGGAUAUGCGCAAGGUGGUCUGCAUUGACAACUACAGGCCUUCCAUUCCCAAUCGCUGGAGCUCAGAUUCGUUACUGGCUGGCAUGUCCAAGCUCAUGAAAGAGUGCUGGCACCAAAACCCCAACGUGCGCUUACCAGCGCUGCGCAUCAAAAAGACUAUACAUAAGCUAGCUUCCGCUGAUGAGAAGAUACGCCUGGACUUUGACGAUUCCUGCGUUUAGUGGUUGUAGUCAAGCCUUAGCUGUAAGCGAUAUUUUAGGUGUACCACCUAGCUAGUUUAAGAUUCAUUCAUUGACAUUAUUCCCUUGCAUUUUCACACUAUUAGUUCGUACAUGUAUUAUUCAGAGUUAAGCCAAGAUCCCACGUGUUGAAUGAAGAACUAAGCCAAGUACAAGACCCUUGACAGCUUAUUUAUAGAAGACUAUAACAUAUUUGCCUUAUGUUUGGAUAGACUUUAUCGUUUCCGUUCCACGGUGAACUUAGCUCGACUGGGGGUGCCUUUGAAAUUGCCUUAAGUUAAAGUUAGCAUCGACUCUAAUAUAAAUUCUUGGGAUAUCAUCCUGUAUAGUUAUCAUUUCACUAUUUACCAUUUACCAUUGUUCAUCGUUCAUCAAGUGCCAUUUGCAAUUGAGAAUUGUAGACGCGUUAAUUGUAAGCUCACUCUUUGAACUCUACACUAAAUUCUUGACUAUAGAACUUGUCCAAGCUAUGAUAGAACCAUAAGCCACACCACCAACUGACUUGCUGUCCUAGUUAGUUAAGCCUUUAGCACCUAGUUCCCCACGCAUAGAAGCAUACACACACCUACUUGUAUAUUGUACAAAUUGCAAGCUAUUUAAGUUUUGUAUAGUCUAAACGAAAUGAAAUACACGAAUAAGCAUUAAGCAUUAGGAAA